Molecule: messenger RNA, 2953 nt
Organism: Nerophis ophidion (straightnose pipefish)
Lineage: Eukaryota; Metazoa; Chordata; Actinopteri; Syngnathiformes; Syngnathidae
Product: gap junction gamma-1 protein-like
Exons: 5
Coding region: 390-1727 (445 amino acids)
Biological process (GO): cell communication
Cellular component (GO): connexin complex
Source: RefSeq, a predicted model, not a curated record
UCCGCUCUUCCCCGUCUUCUCCGUCACCAGCAAUGCAUCGCCCACUGAGCACCAUGAAUAUGUCUUUGACAAUCUCCGUAGAAAAGAGUUAAUGUUUUGGUCAUGUUUUUGUGUGGUUUUCCUUUUCCGCCAUCGCGACCUCUGAAGUCCAAACUUCAAAGAGCGCCCGUUUGAAAAGAGGACCAGGAAGGAUGCAACAAGUGUGAGGCUCACUGGGAUGUGACAUCUUUUAGGAUUUGGGUCGUGAAAACAAAGAAAAUACAGGCUCACUGGGAUGUGACAUCUUUUAGGAUUUGGGUCGUGAAAACAAAGAAAAUACAGGCUCACUGGGAUGUGACAUCUUUUAGGAUUUGGGUCGUGAAAACAAAGAAAAUACAGGCCGUGUAACAAUGAGCUGGAGUUUCCUGACUCGGCUGCUGGAGGAAAUCCACAACCACUCCACGUUUGUGGGCAAGAUCUGGCUCACCGUCCUCAUCGUCUUCCGCAUUGUGCUGACGGCCGUCGGAGGCGAGUCCAUCUACUACGACGAGCAGAGCAAGUUUGUGUGCAAUACGGCCCAGCCAGGCUGCGAGAACAUCUGCUACGAUUCCUUCGCGCCGCUCUCGCACGUGCGCUUCUGGGUCUUCCAGAUCAUCCUGGUGGCCACGCCCUCGCUCUUGUACCUGGGCUAUGCCGUCAACAAGAUCGCCCAGGCUGAGGAGCAGGCGGACUGUGACGGAGCGAGCGGUUUGUCCCGCAGGAAAGCCAAGAAGCAUUGCCUUGCUGACAGGAAGCGGCAUAGUCGGAACAAAGUGCCGCAGGAUGACGAAGAAGAAGAAGAAGACCCCAUGAUCUAUGAGGUGGCGGAGCUUGAGAGCGAUGGCAGCGAUGCUGCAAAAGCAAAAACGAAGGCACGCCAUGAUGGGCGCCGGCACAUCAAAAAGGAUGGUCUGAUGCGUAUUUACAUCUUUCAGCUUAUAGCGCGCUCCGUCCUGGAGGUGGCCUUCCUGGGUGUACAGUACAAGCUUUACGGCUUUGCAGUGCCAACCACCUACAUGUGUUCAGUCCUCCCAUGCCCCCACAAUGUGGACUGCUUCAUAUCACGGCCCACCGAGAAGACCAUCUUCCUCCUCAUUAUGUACACCGUCUCCUUGCUUUGUCUGGUUCUCAAUAUAUGGGAGAUGCUUCAUCUGGGCAUCGCUACAAUCUGGGAGAUUCUGCGCUACCGUCACAGGAACAUGUGCGACGAGGAGGUCUUUGGAUUGUCAAGAGGACUGGGCCUGCUCAACAAAGACGAAUACAACAGCUACCCUUCCUCCUGGAACGCACCGUCAGCCCCGCCGGGCUACAACAUUGCUAUCAAGCCCCCCAUGGUGUACACGCGGCCUCAUGACCAGCCACUCCCUACCACCCACCUGGGUAAAAAAGAGACACCGUGCCAGCAGAACGCCGCCAACGUAGCCCAAGAGAAGCGGCAGCGGUACGUCAACGGUGAAGAUGAGCCGGCCGAUGCCCCCGAAGGUACCCACGGGAAGGACACCCGGCCGCAGCCCCGGCAGGAAACUGACAGUCAAGCCGACACGCUGCAGCAGACCCACAGUAACAACCAGCGUAAAUCCCCGCGUGAACACUGGCAGGCCUCCAAACAUGCAUCCUCCAAGGCAAACAGAGGUGGCUGCAGCAGCAGCAGCAACAGCACCAACGGAAGCUUCAAAUACGGCGAAAUAAAAGGUUCCGAAUGGAUUUGACUCACAUUUUAUGCAAAAAGAAAUUAGAUUUUCAUACGUGUAGUUCUAGUAAGAGUUUUCCAUGCCAAAGUGCCUUGUUUGGUAAAUGUGUGACGUAGUAUUGAGCAGUCAGGUGCAAGCCUGGCUCAGGGACGAGGACGCCCCUGCCAUGCAGAGUCCCCAGGGAUUGUACCAACUAGUCCUUUCCACAAAUUCUGCAAUACUCCCCACACCAUAUGCAAUAAGAAGCUACGCCGUAGCAACAACUUUCAAUUAUUUACCCUGCAAUGCCUUGAACAUAACUUGUGUGUGUGUGUGUGUAUGUGUGUGUGUGUGUGUGUGUGUGUGUGUGUGUGUGUGUGUGUGUGUGUGUGUGUGUGUGUGUGUGUGUGUGUGUGUGUGUGUGUGUGUGUGUGUGUGUGUGUGUGUGUGUGUGUGUUCUUGUAUUUCUACCCUUCUUGAAAAAAGAAGUACCAUCCAUAUGAGGACCGGUGAAAAAGUUAGGACCUAAAUCAUGGUCCCAAUAUGGAAAACCAUUGCAUCUAAUAGAGAAUGUCUCAUUUGCACCCUUGCUGGUGAUAUCUAUCAAAAUUAGGGUAGUCCCAAAAAGGAGGGAUUUUUCAAAAUGACUGUGUGUCGGUUUUCAAAGUGUCCUUCCUCUGGUCAACCUAUAAAAUAACAAGUGUGUGUAAAAAUUUGAAGUGCACCCCCUCUGGCCAACUUAUGUAAUAACAAGUGUGUGUAAGAAAUUAUAAAGUGCCCCAUUUGGCUAAAAUGUAUUAAAAAAAAUUGUAUAUAGAGACAUUCUGUAUUAACUUGAAGUAAAUAAUUAGGAUUAAAAAACAAUGACAAACAAAAAAAUAAAAUAAUUAACUUAAAAUUUACCUUUGUUAUAUUUGCAUAAAAAAAUAUGUAUAUAUAUAUAUAUAUAUAUAUAUAUAGAUAUAUUUUUUUUUUAUUGUUGUAAAAACAAUUCUUUAUAUAUCUAGAAAGGGUGGUCCUAAAGAGGCUGGCAUAUUUCUGAGGUCCCAAGAAGGUAAAAAAUACAAGAAUGUGUUUAAGAAUAGAAGUAUAUUACACUUGUUCUAUUGCCCAACCAUUGGUGGGACAAACAAAUGUUUUAAAUGUGUACUGUACAAUGUAAAUUGUCAUUUUUUUCUCAUAAUGUUGACUUGUUAGCGGUCAGGCAGUCGAAAAGCAGGAUGUUUCCCUUAAACUACCAAAUACAAAUGUGUCUUUAUAGUGUU